UGUGGGUGGGGAUGAGGGAGGUGGGGGGCGGGGCAGAGGAGGAUGAGUCCCAGGCCUAGGCUAAACUCCACUUUUUCUUCUUCCGCACAGCGGGUUUCCGCUUCCCUCCAGGGCGGUGGGUGAGGCAGUGAGGCCGAGGCUCGACCAGAGAGCGCCGCUAUGUGGCCCCCGGACGCAGAGCCUGAGCCCGAUCCGGAGUCCGCGCACGGCUCCCGAAGUGGCAGGACAGUGCCGGGGCUCCGAGCCCUGUUGCCCGCGCGCGCCUUCCUCUGCUCUCUCAAAGGCCGCCUCCUGCUGGCGGAGUCGGGUCUUUCAUUCAUUACCUUCAUCUGCUACGUGGUGUCCUCCGCAUCUGCCUUCCUCACAGUGCCUCUGCUGGAGUUUCUGUUGGCUGUUUACUUCCUCUUUGCUGAUGCCAUGCAGCUGAAUGACAAGUGGCAGGGCUUGUGCUGGCCCAUGAUGGACUUCCUGCGCUGUGUCACGGCUGCCCUCAUCUACUUCGUCAUCUCCAUCACUGCUGUCGCCAAAUACUCAGAUGGGGCUUUCAAAGCAGCUGGCGUUUUUGGCUUUUUUGCCACUAUUGUGUUCGCAAUUGACUUCUACCUGAUCUUUAACGAAGUGGCCAAGUUCCUCAAGCAAGGAGACUCUGGGAAUGAGACCACAGCCCAUAGGACAGAAGAAGAGAACUCCAACUCUGACUCAGACUCUGACUGAAGGCCUGUCCGUGCUUGACAACUGGAGCCACUCAGUCCCCUCACCCAUGCUGUCCUGAUGAGGCUACAGGAGCGUGGCAGGGAAUGCCCAUGAGAGAGCAGACUGAGGAGCCGAUCUCUCGAGAUUACACUCCUGAGGCCUCACAACAAAAUUGGCUGUUGUGGCUUGGCACUGCUGAGCUAGCAUGGUAGGGCACGUUGACUGUCCUUCCUUCUCUUCCUGUCCUUGAGCCCCACAGAAGCACACAUCAAACCGAGCCAAUCACAGCAGUUCAUGUGGCAGCAUGGGGCGGGUUGGGAUUUCCCUUUACUAACAGGGACAGACAAAACCACAGCCCGCACCGAGCUCUCCUGUUCACCCCCUGCACUUCGCUGGAUGACAUUCAGGAAUCUUUUAUUCAAGAAGCUUCCCUCCUCACUGUGAAACAGGGAGAAACCUAGCUAGCCAAGACUUCCAUUAGGGGUCUGAGACCUUUUCAGAAAGGAACCCAAAGAUUUGUUUACCAGGGCCCACAGACAGGGAACUAACCAGUACAGUGGCAGCAACCAAGUCACAAGUGGCUGGGCGGGCCCAGCCAAGCACUUGCCUCCUGGGGAUCCUAAAAAGCUAAGUGCUUCCUCUGGACACCUCGGCAGGUCCACUGGUGACAUGGACCUUCUCUGUAUUCGCUUGGGGGCUGAUACUGUGUAUGUGUCUUUGAUGGUGUUUUCUAACUUUUUUAUAUUUUUUUUAUACAAAAACAAUGUAACAAAUGGCCUUUUCUGUAACCUAAAAGGCCCCACGAAUGAGCCAGAGUUCUGGGCCCAUGUCUUGGGCAUUUGUAACCUUCUUGUCUUGCAUGUGAAUCCCCUCCCUAAAAAAACAAAAACAAACAAACAAACAAAAAACCACAAUAGAUUAAAACAAACUGACUAUA
This is a messenger RNA of Grammomys surdaster, 1630 nucleotides long. RefSeq names its product CKLF like MARVEL transmembrane domain containing 3 (gene Cmtm3). The coding region runs from base 160 to 714 and encodes 184 amino acids. Gene Ontology annotation, cellular component: membrane. NCBI's taxonomy places the organism in Eukaryota, Metazoa, Chordata, Mammalia, Rodentia, Muridae. The transcript is spliced from 5 exons. The record is from RefSeq and is a predicted model, not a curated record.